Molecule: messenger RNA, 1594 nt
Organism: Diorhabda carinulata
Lineage: Eukaryota; Metazoa; Arthropoda; Insecta; Coleoptera; Chrysomelidae
Gene: Ggamma30A
Product: guanine nucleotide-binding protein subunit gamma-e
Exons: 3
Coding region: 312-530 (72 amino acids)
Biological process (GO): sensory perception of taste; phospholipase C-activating G protein-coupled receptor signaling pathway
Cellular component (GO): heterotrimeric G-protein complex
Molecular function (GO): G-protein beta-subunit binding
Source: RefSeq, a predicted model, not a curated record
CUCCUACCUUUGCAAUAAGUUUAGAUCGUGUAUUUGUUGUACUUGUUCGGAUUCUUCAAAAUAUUCAAUUAGAAUCUUUAAACACACAACUGUCAGUAUAAACGUAUUCAAAUAUCAUACACACACACAUAAGUCGUAGAAAAAACAUAAUAACGUAAAUAAUACACAUAUUUCGACCGAACCUCGUAUAUAACGAAUCAGCGGUUUAGUUCGCCGCACCGACGCGUCUCGCGCUACCGCCACCUAUCUAUUCGAUUUCGAUUUAAUCAUCGACGCUUGCGCGGCGCUACGCGUCGAAAGCGUCAGCCCAGAUGGACGCCAGUACAUUAGCAACUAUGGACAAGGAUGCUUUGAAAAAGCAAAUUGAGAAUAUGAAAUAUCAGGCGGCCAUGGAGCGCUGGCCUUUAUCGAAAUCGAUAGCUGCGAUGCGAGAAUAUGUCGAGGAGAACGAAAAGAACGAUCCUCUGAUCCACGCUCCCGACAAAAAAAAUAAUCCUUGGGCCGAAAAAGGAAAAUGCGUCAUCAUGUAGAAUCAGCACGUGAUCUAUAAUUUCCGUUUAUUUUAUUAUUAUUUUUUUCUUUAAAAUGCGAUUGUUAUGUAGUGUAACCAGUUUAAAAUUUUCGACUUUUUUCAAUUACAUGUAGUGUAUACAGGGUGAUAUUUUUUAAUCUAAUCGUCGGUUGUACAAGGUGAUUGGAAUUAGUUAUGGAGGAUGGAAUUUUUCACCUCAUUUUCUAUCCGAAAUAUCGCGGGAUAUUUGCUCUGGAGGAACAAACGCAAAUUAUACCUAUAUACUGAGUGUUUUUUAGCUUGAUAUUAGCUUUGUUGGCAAAUAUGAUAAUCUAACUUGACCCAGCUGAUACAAGGAAUAUAUUAAUUAAGAUACUCAUAUAUAUAUAUAUGCUAUGUGUGUAAGAGUUCCGUAUUUUUGUUCCUCCUGUAUAUAUAUAAAUUUUUUUUCAAGCAAAAAUCCUCGGUUUUUUCUAAUUAUCUAGUACAAAUUUUAAAAAAAAUUUCGCCCUAUUCAGCUUGUUUGUAGGUGUUAGUGAUAUUCCUCGUAUGAUAUUUGUAAACUAUGGUGAAAAAAGAUCGUUUAUUUCGAACGAAAUUUUCGAAUAAUUCCAAACUGCAUCUAAUUUUACCAUCCAAAAAUAAAUUUUCGAAAAUUUUAACACACAAUAAACGAGCUUUAUAUCGACGGUUUACUUAAUUAUUUUUCAAUUAAAUCGAUUCUUGAUAAAAAAAUAAUAGUAAGUUAACCUCGAUAUUGAGGUAUUUACAGGUUUUUAUAUCCAUGGUAGAAAAAAAAGACAUUGAGCUUUAGUCUAGUCAUCAGUUUGGUCGGAUUUCGAAAGCUAUGCGUGAUAUUUUCAAAAAUUUGACGGGUAUUUGAAAAAAAAACAAGAAUUGACUUCAUAAAUGUUGAUUUAAUUGAAUUUAACGAAAAAAAGUGGAACUAACGUACAAAAAAAGUUGAAAUUAACAAAAAACGAAUAAAACAUCUGCCAAUGGAGAAAAGAACGAUGUUGAAAGGGAAAUAAGAAACACAACAGAAUCAGUUCAAAUAUAAAAUGAGUUUGAACGAAAAGGAAA